Messenger RNA from Callorhinchus milii (elephant shark), 2918 nucleotides. It is a transcript of the gene man1a1, whose product is annotated as mannosidase, alpha, class 1A, member 1. The transcript is spliced from 12 exons. Gene Ontology annotation, cellular component: Golgi membrane; endoplasmic reticulum; extracellular exosome. Gene Ontology annotation, biological process: N-glycan processing; carbohydrate metabolic process. Gene Ontology annotation, molecular function: mannosyl-oligosaccharide 1,2-alpha-mannosidase activity; calcium ion binding. The record is from RefSeq and is a predicted model, not a curated record. Bases 6 to 1907 code for a protein of 633 amino acids. NCBI's taxonomy places the organism in Eukaryota, Metazoa, Chordata, Chondrichthyes, Chimaeriformes, Callorhinchidae.
UCGAGAUGCCAACCACAGCUCUGCUGCCCUUCGCCGUGCCCGGCACCAGCCGCAAGUCGGUGAGCAGCACCAGCGGCUCCUCGGUGGUCAUGAACCGACCCGCCUUCCGACUGACCGAGAAGUUCCUGCUGCUGCUGGUGUUCAGCGGGUUCAUCACCCUGUGCUUCGGGGCGAUCUUCUUCCUGCCCGACUCCUCCAAGCUGCUGAGCGGCGUCUUCUUCCACUCGCACCGGCCCCGCCAGCCCCCGACCUCCCAGCACGGCCAGGGCACGGCGGCGCCCCGGGGGCGGCAGGGCGGCCACAAGUUGAGUCGGAUCCGGCAGGACCACGAGAAGGCUCUGCGGGAAGCCAAGGACACGCUGCACAAGCUGCCCGAGGACAUCCAGCGGGACAUCGACCGGGAGAAGGAAAAAGUUCUGCGGGGCUCCCUGAGCAAACCGGGGGCCACUCCGCGGCUGCCGAGCAUUGCCUUCCGCAAACCCGUGGGCGCCGCGGGGCGCGAGCCGUCCGACCCGCAGACACGGGAGAGGCGCGGGAAGAUUAAGGAGAUGAUGAAAUACGCCUGGGAAAACUACAAACGUUAUGCGUGGGGAUCAAAUGAACUGAAGCCCAUAUCCAAAGUGCGGCAUUCUAGUAAUUUGUUUGGUAAUAUUCAAGGAGCAACCAUAGUAGAUGCCUUAGACACAUUGUACAUUAUGGAAAUGCACGAUGAAUUUAAAGAAGGAACGGAAUGGUUUAAGAAGAAUUUUGAAUUCAAUGUGAAUACAGAGAUUUCAGUUUUUGAAGUGAAUAUCCGAUUUGUUGGAGGCCUCCUAUCUGCUUACUACCUCUCGGGCGAAGAGGUAUUCAGGGUUAAAGCAGUGGAACUAGGGGAGAAGCUGCUGCCUGCAUUUAACACACCUACUGGAAUCCCUUGGGCUCUACUGAACAUAAAAAGUGGACUUGGUCGGAACUGGCCUUGGGCAUCAGGAGGUAGCAGUAUCUUGGCUGAAUUUGGUACCUUGCAUCUUGAGUUUAUGCAUUUAAGUCGUCUCUCUGGAAAUCCAGUAUUUGCGGAAAAGAUGCAGAGCAUUCGGAAAGUUUUGAAUCGUCUGGAUAAACCUCAAGGAUUGUACCCAAACUACUUGAACCCUAACAGUGGUCAAUGGGGUCAACAUCACGUAUCCAUUGGAGGACUUGGAGACAGUUUUUAUGAAUAUUUGCUCAAGGCAUGGUUGAUGUCAGACAAGACUGAUGAAGAAGCCAAGAAAAUGUAUUAUGAUGCAGUUCAGGCUAUAGAGACCCACUUGAUCAGAAAGUCCAAUGGAGGCCUUAAAUACAUUGCAGAGUGGAAAGGUGGAUUGCUUGAACAUAAGAUGGGACAUCUCACCUGUUUUACUGGAGGAAUGUUCGCUCUUGGUGCAGACAGCGCACCGAAUGAAAACACCGGUCACCAUAUGGAACUGGCAGCUGAAAUUGCACGGACAUGUCAUGAGUCUUACGACCGCACAGCAACAAAACUAGGUCCUGAGGCCUUCAGGUUUGAUGGAGGCGUUGAAGCUAUUGCAACAAGACAGAACGAGAAAUAUUACAUUUUACGACCUGAAGUCAUUGAGACGUACAUGUACUUGUGGAGGUUUACCCAUGACCCCAAAUACAGGGAGUGGGGUUGGGAAGCUGUUCAGGCAUUGGAAAAGUUCUGCAAAGUAGAUGCCGGGUUUUCUGGGAUUAAAGAUGUUUAUGCCACCCAACCAGUUUAUGAUGACGUGCAACAGAGCUUUUUCCUGGCAGAGACGCUAAAGUAUCUUUAUGUGCUCUUCUCUGAAGACGAUCUGCUUCCCAUGGACCAAUGGAUCUUCAACACUGAAGCCCACCCAUUCCCAGUCAUCCCCAAAGACGACAAGCCUAUUCAGAAGCAAGCAGAGUAAAGAAGGGCAGAUGUUUUGGGGACUUCUGAACGAUAUUGAUCUAAAUAUUCACCCUUUUAAUUAAAAAUGUGUGCGCUAUAAAAUAACAAAAAAAGAAAUUUUAAUAUGCAACAUGCAUGCUGCCAUUCAAUUAGUAUGAGACUGCAGAAGAUGGACCGCAACAGAGUUUACCUCCUCUGUGAGGAGAUGUCUGCUUUUGAUCUGCAAUUUUUGCCAUGUUGCAAAAAAAAAAGCCAUAACUAAUUGAAUACCCAGCGAUAUUCACCUGGAAAAUAUCUUUGUGCUUUUCUUUGUCGCUGAGCCACAUAUUAAGAAAAAAAUGGUGACGGGCUUUAUUUUGGGGUUAAUUUUUACAAUGGUGGUAAAUUGAGAGCUUAAUACCUUAAAUGGUUUCAUAUUUCGAUUUCUUAUUUCCAUACUUAAUACCCAUUUGAAAAUAUCAAAUGCACGAAAAAGCAUCAGUAUUUUAUUUUGAGUAAAUAUUUUUGUCCUGAGGUCUGAAGAUGCAAGAAGUGAAAAAUAUAGUAUAAGAUGACUCUGGUAUAUAGCUGGAAUUCCAAAUUAAUCGGAUUGAAUAAUAUUGAUUAAGCAUGAAAGACAAAUAUUGCACUUGAAGAAGGAAGUUUGUAUCACAAUUCAAUCUUCUCAAACAAGUCAGGUAUUCAAAUGUGAAUUGAUUUCAAUUCUUCUGUAUUUUUAUGAUUUAUUUUUACACUUGAUAUCUUUUUGUGUGAUUCUUCUGCCGAUUAGAACAUUCCCUUUAUAUAAAAUACAUGGGUCUCUACUGUUGUAAAUUGUUCAGUUGUGUCUACUUCAAAAAUAAGAUGCUAUUUUUAUGUACAUUUUCUAAAGUGAUGAAUAUAAAAAUGUAUGGGAAAAGAGGCAUAAACUAAAGGAUUGGUAUUUUAACUAAUGUGUAAUUCUGAACCAUUCUUGGAAGGAUCUUUAAUUGUUUUCUGUUCUUACAUUUAAUAUUCCAGUAAGAUUUCAAUAAAGACACAAUAGCUGGUU